AACAAUCGUAGUGUUAUAUCAGUUCACUCUGAGAUAGUGUGAGUAAUAUUUGUAGUGAAAUAUAUAAAAAAAAAUAUUUGUGCUUAAAGAUGAGUCCAUAUCAGAUUGCCUCCUUUAUCAUGAUUUUUGGAGUUUACUUGGUUCAUUCUAAUCCAGUAAAAUAUACACCUGACAAUGACAACCAGGCUUUAAGUGGAAACGACAGGUACACAGUUGAAAAUAUAGAGCGUGUGCCAGAAAACACUAACCAACAGCAAGUCAGAAAACUCAAAACAAGAUCAUUGGAUACAUUCUACUUUGACGAUACCCCUAGGGUUGUCAGAGUGAGGAGAUCAUCAAAUUAUAGACAAAGAUAUGAUGACAGUGACAAUUACUAUGACAAUGACGAUUGGGCAGGCUAUGACAGAAAGGGUUCUGACGUAGGAUAUCUGGACAAAGAUGAUGACGCACCCACUGUUGUAUGGUAAAAACAGAAAUUAAAAGAAAAUUCUUAAAUAUAUAUUUUUUUUGUAAACCAUGUUCCUUAUUUUGUGUUAUUUUAUUUCAAAAAUAAGUUAUUUAUUUCUGUAUAUAUUUUAAGAACAUUAAUAAUUUAAUUAUUUAUUUAUACAAGAUGGGGAUUUACUGGAGCAUCUUGAGCUCCCCUGUUACAAUGUUAUUAUAAAUUUAUUAAUAGUUGUUAACAAUUAAAGAACGCUUAUUUAAUAUGUACAAUUUUUUUAAUAAAAAAUACCUUUAUUAAACA
Molecule: messenger RNA, 745 nt
Organism: Sitophilus oryzae (rice weevil)
Lineage: Eukaryota; Metazoa; Arthropoda; Insecta; Coleoptera; Curculionidae
Exons: 3
Coding region: 90-467 (125 amino acids)
Source: RefSeq, a predicted model, not a curated record